AUGGCGGCCAUUUUGUAUAAUUUGCUUUCGUCUUUGGGCUUGGUGUCGCUCGGUCUCUACCAUCUUGUCUCCGCCGCCCUAUCUCACCUCAAAUCUCCUCAUUCCUACUCUGCCAAACCCCUCCAUCCCUUCCCUCCAUCUUCCUCUUCCUCUCCCCACCACCACCGCCUCCGUCAUCUCCCUCUCUACGUCAUCAUCCUCGCUCUCGUCGUCGCCUUCAUUCAUCAACUAUUCAUUUCCGCUGAAACUGACCCUCUCGUCAAAGGUCACACGCCUGUUCACCGCUUCAUCUCUCUCCAAUUCGCCGCCGUUAUUUUCCUCUUUAUCAUCCUUGCUUUCUGUCUUCUCCUUUCCGAAUCCUCCUUCCUCCCCUUCUCCAACGAUUUCAUUUUCGCUCUCGCUUCUGUUCUUUUCUUCUUGCAAUACUCCGUUGCUACUGCCACCGCCUCCGUCCAGGUUUCCGAUCUCGAGGCCAAAUGCGACUCCGUUUCUGCCAGGAUUUCCGCGUUCGCUGCGCUAACGUGUCUCGUUCUCGCUUUUCAGCCCAAGCUCUUCGCCGCGGAUGUGGGUUUGGGAGCUGCUAUCUUCUUGCAGGGCCUCUGGGUUUUUCAGACCGGGUUGACUCUUUAUGUUGAUGCUUUUAUCCCUGACGGUUGUCAUCGUUUGCUUGAUGUGGUUGAUGGAGUUGAGGGGUCGACCAAGUGCGAACUCGAGGAAUCCAAGUUGAGAGCUACGGCUAUUCUGGAUCUUAUUUUUUUGGUCCACGUGAUGCUUGUGGUGUUCAUUGUCAUGAUCAUACAUGCAGGCAUUUCGAAAUGUGUGGGCAUCAGGAGAUUUGGGUCUUACGAUAGCUUGCCUAACCCUUCAUCUCAUUCAGAAAAUAGUAGUAUUAUCCAGAUGAAAGCAUUAACUGGCACGCAGGCUUGA
Molecule: messenger RNA, 927 nt
Organism: Prosopis cineraria
Lineage: Eukaryota; Viridiplantae; Streptophyta; Magnoliopsida; Fabales; Fabaceae
Exons: 1
Coding region: 1-927 (308 amino acids)
Source: RefSeq, a predicted model, not a curated record